AAUAGCAGUGUCAAACGGAAAGGUAUAUGUGCACUUUAUUGUUUCUUUGCCUUUGACAGUACGAUUUGCCGGAACGCAUUUAGUGGAUUUGUGAUGAGUUCUUUUCUCUUAAGGUAGAAUUUAGGAUAAGACAAAUUGUUUUCCCGUGCAGUUCGUGUGAAUCUAUAUUAGAAGAUGGAGGAUGUACUGGAAGAAGUUGUUUCUUCUGACGAUUUAAAGAAAUUUGAACGUGUUUAUCAUGAACAAUUACGUGCAGCAUCUGUGACGCAGAAGGCACAAUUUGAAUACGCAUGGUGCCUUGUUAGAAGUAAAUAUCCAGCAGAUAUUCAAAAAGGAAUAUUGUUAUUGGAAGACUUGUAUAGCAAUCAUAGUGACAGUGAAAAACGAGAUUGUCUUUAUUAUUUAGCUAUUGGGAAUGCUAGAAUAAAGGAAUACUCGAAAGCUUUAGCAUUCGUUAGAGCAUUCCUUAGAGUCGAACCUGGCAAUCAGCAAGUACAACAUUUGGAGACACUGAUUAAGAAAAAAAUGGAGAAAGAGGGUCUCUACGGCAUGGCCAUCGCAGGAGGGGUUAUUAUUGGCGUUGCAAGUAUCCUUGGUCUCGGGAUUGCGAUGACUAAAAAACAUUAAUUAACACAAGAAAGAGAAUUUGUGACUAUUACGUGAUGUGAACUAGUUGCUUUGUACGAAAUAUUAUCCACAAUUUGUUAAUCGAGAUAUACGAAGAUUUCAUAAAGAAACAAAAAAGUAGUAAUUUCUCGUGAAAGUUGAAUAAACCACGAUACAAUUCGUAAUAUAGAACGACAAAUUGUCAUUCUUUUUUUUUUUACAAAAACGAUAAGCAAACCAGAGAGAUGGAUAUCGCUUGCGCCGAUAUGUGUAUUGUUGUUCCAGAUUGUCGUAAAAUCUAUUAUAACUGUGUAUUAUAAAAUCGUGAGUGUUCAUUUUUUAUAUAAGGGAAACAAGAUUUUCGUAAUAUUUGUAUUUCGUUGCUUUAUGAAUGGGGAAAAAAAAACAUUCCGAAUGUUUCAAGUUUCGUCGUUCAAUUAGUUAAGCGUAUAGUGUUUGUCAAGAUUUAAUUUAUAUCUACACACACCAGGGGAACACACGAUAUUUGCUUAUACCAAAGCUUCAGUAUGAAUAAAUAUAGCUUUUGUACAUAAUGGUGAAACGACUGUACGAUCCUAUCUACAUGUAUUGUUACAUAAAUGUUUAACGGAAUAAAUGUUUUGUGUUACGACAGAA
Molecule: messenger RNA, 1242 nt
Organism: Hylaeus volcanicus
Lineage: Eukaryota; Metazoa; Arthropoda; Insecta; Hymenoptera; Colletidae
Gene: Fis1
Product: mitochondrial fission 1 protein
Exons: 4
Coding region: 175-627 (150 amino acids)
Biological process (GO): peroxisome fission; mitochondrial fission; mitochondrial fragmentation involved in apoptotic process
Cellular component (GO): mitochondrial outer membrane; peroxisomal membrane
Molecular function (GO): protein binding
Source: RefSeq, a predicted model, not a curated record